UAUGAACAAUAAGAGCGACUUCAUUGCGCAGAAGGAGGCCGCCCCUUCGCCAAGGGGCUCCCAAUCAGGCAGUAAUAGCUCAAAGUCACAGAUCGAUACUGUGCAUAUUCCUGAACAUCAGGUGGUAACCAUCCAGAAAGUCGUCAGAGGAUUUUUGUCAAGACUGAAGAAUAGGAGGGAGCUCAAAGAGUAUUUACGUGAGAUUCAGGAACCUGAACUGAUCAAAUCAAUUUUCCAAAUCAGACAAGAGAGAGCAAUAGAUAUCAUCUCUAGGACUUACCUCAAACUUAAGAGAAAGAAAGACUUUACCAAACAACGGACCCAGGCAUGCAUAGUUAUACAGAAAAUGUUCAGAGGAUGGAGAGCUCGCACCCGGAGCUACAUAAAGGCUCUAGAUUUAGAGGAUAACUCAUGGAUGUACAUCUGUAGGGAGCAAAAACCCUUCCUCCUUGCAAUAAUAAAACAGAUGUGUAGGGAGAACCCAGAGUAUGGAAAUUACCUCCAGAUUAGCAAGAAUUGCUUUAAGAUUACCGAUAAGUACUGUGCUGUAAGAAUUCUUGAGCCAGAGGCAGCAGUACUACCUACAGCUAGAUUAAGUCAUCUAAUUCAUCCCUCCUUCAGAAGCAAGAUUACCUUCAACACUUGGAUGAAAGACCUUACCAAACAUAAUGUCUUUAACAAGAUGAUGGUCUUUGAUGAGAAGGAAACUCUCCGUAGAAUCCGAAUCAUGAAAAACUCUGGUCUGAAAUUUAUGAAGGCUAAGUUCUUGCAUGAUAUCAGAAUAGUAGAACAAAACAGGAUCCUCACAGAAAAUCUCUACGAGGAUCUAUAUGACGACUUAAUGAUUUUCAAGAUUGAUAAUCACAAGUUCUUAACAGAACUAGUGGAGAGGGUGUACAAGCACAACCUGCUUGCACAACAGAGUGAAAAGCAGCCAAUUCUAAUGUUCUUUGAGAAGACACUCAAGCUCAUGGCUGCAGCUUCUCAGAUACAGUGAGCUUAUAGACAAUACCGUUGGAAAAGAAGCCAGGAAAGCACUCCAUUGCAUAAAAUAAUGCGAAGGAGAGGUGCUGUCUGCAUGCAAAGAGGAUGGAGAAAAUGGGUAAUCAGUCACAGACUCAAAGCUCUUAUUAAAAUCAAAGAUAUCUGUCUCCAAAUCACAGACCCUGAGUUCUUCAUUGAGACUAACGUCUACCUCAAUCUGAGGGAAAUAAUAGACAAAGAUCCCCGACGAUGGAGAUUUGAGGAACAGUUCCUAAACUUUGAAGUUGGUGAAGACAAUCUCAUCUCAGGCCAAAUUUAUUUAUCAAAAACAGAUAGAUAUGAAACUGGAAGUAUUGUCCCGAAAUGGUUCGGAUUUGACAUUCCAGUGAAUAUGCAGGGAUCAUUCAUAGGUUAUGAUCCUUACGAAAUAAUACAUAAGCAUUCAACCUCUCCUGAAAAGCCAAGGUGUCCCUCUAUUUGAUCAUACUCAGAUAUCGUUAAGAAUAAAAAGAUUGUUGGACUCGAGGAUGUAAACAACCUACAUUUCGUAAGAAUUCCAUGAGAAACUACAGCUGAAGCUAAGAGAAGAGUAGCAAUUCUAGCUCUGAUCAGCUAUAAUGCCAGAAAUCACUCCUUUAUUAGAGGAUUUGGAAAAGUUGGACUUCAAGACCCAUUCUUCUACACAGGAUUAAAAUUUAUUAUAGAGUAUUACAAAAUUACUCUUCAUAAGGCACUCACAAGCGAGAAAUUGUGGAAUUCUUCAAAAUAUCCCCACUCCGGGUUGAUUCUGGAUUCUUUGGAUAAGCAAUAUUAUGUACCUACAAAUGAUGCGAACAACAAAACCAGAAAUAUCGACCCUGAAGGCCAAAAUACAACAGCAUUGGUUCUAAACUCACAGUUCAAGAAUGAGCUUGACUUGGAGAUCAUGAGACCGUCCAAAAAUACCAAAAUUAACUAAGG
Messenger RNA from Moneuplotes crassus, 1944 nucleotides. The record is from the annotation of a GenBank genome assembly. NCBI's taxonomy places the organism in Eukaryota, Ciliophora, Spirotrichea, Euplotida, Euplotidae.